Molecule: messenger RNA, 597 nt
Organism: Aspergillus brunneoviolaceus CBS 621.78
Lineage: Eukaryota; Fungi; Ascomycota; Eurotiomycetes; Eurotiales; Aspergillaceae
Exons: 1
Coding region: 161-496 (111 amino acids)
Source: RefSeq, a predicted model, not a curated record
UUCGGGCCUGCUUACCAUUUUUGAAGAGUCGGGGGUACCGCUGAUGAGACUGUUGAUAAUACCCAUUGUCAGGUACUCGAUGUUGAAGUAUGGGAAGUGGCAGAAGAAGGGAGAAAAAGAUGAAGGUCAAGGAUUACUGCAGAGGUUUUAAGUCCGAGGCAUGGGCGCAACACAGCUUCCAAGUACCGAAUUGGUGGUUUCCAUCUACGGGCGUACAGCAAGGUGGUUGCUCGGCUUUGCCGGGGAGGUCGGGUUAUCCGGGGCUUAUAUCCGAGGUGCAUCGAUCAUUCCCCCGGAUUCUCCUUUCUGUUGGUCUUGGGCUUGGGAAUUCCACCCCCGCAUGACUCUGACAGUUCGUAUUUGCUCUCUCCACUUUACCCCAGAAUUCAUGGAUGUUCUCCACCUCGCUUGCAUUGCCGUUGCCACGCAUGUCGCAGUGCUUUUUACUCCAGCUGCUCAGUGGAAGGAAGGCUCGAACGUGAGAUGGUUGAGCUAGAGCCGUCUGAAAGAAGACUCCGCCUACCGCUGAUCAUGCUUGCCACUCAAGUGUCACUACACCUCGCUCCGAAGACUGAGUGGGAGAGCAUGACUUCGCGU